AUGAAAUCUAGCUUUAAGAGACGUUCAGCUUUUAGUAUUUAUCAAUCUCAACUUAAAAAGGAAGAUGAAGAUUCACAGAAGGAGCAGGAGAAAGUCGUUAAGACCCCUGGAUCGAAGAAGAGGCGACACGAGGAAAAUUCAACAAGUCGUGCGUCGAUUAAAAAAGUGAGCAAACUCGAUCGUGCUAGCAGCAAAAGUUUAAACGGUGAGGCUGGCGAUGAUGAAAGCUUCGAUCACGAGGAACACACUCCCGAAAUGGCGGAAUCCAAGCAAAGAGGAAAAGGAACGUUGUUAAGCAAAGCGAAUAAACUGCGACAGAGCCUGACUUUAUCAAGUCGAAAGAAGAAAAUCAAGAGAAAUGGAUAUCAGAGCUACGACCGUGGACUGGAGAAGUCUACCAGUAACAUAACGGUGCACAGUCUACCAGAGAAGGCGGAUUGUAAAUCGGACAGUGAAUUAUUGCACAGUGAAGUAGAACAGGAUGAUCGAGUUAAACUGGACCAGGACGAGACUGAAGCUGAUAAGCUUUUUUCUUGGUUAAUAAGCCCAGUGAAACCUAAGAAAUUUUUCAGGUACCGGUUGCAUAUUGGUUACAUAUAAUUUCAUCUUUACCCUAGCCUGCAUGAUAGGUACUUUAUUAGCCAAUUGAGGAAACUGGGGCAUUCCCGCAAAGCGUGAGACAAGGCAGCCUCCUCAAAAAGAUUUUGUGGAGUAGGCUUAUGGAAUUUGGAGGAGUAGGUGGGGGUGAGCACCCCAAAGGGGGUCUGGGGGCAUGCUCUGGAAAGAGACGGUCGAGAUUUGAAAGGAGGUAGCUUGAUGAGCCGUCAACCAGCCGGUUUUAAGAAAGCUGCAAGGGGAGGACUUGUCUUGUGCUUCAUGUGAAAUACCCCAGACAAGGAAGGACUCAUCUCGCACUUCAUACCGUCUCAUGCUUUGAACGAAAUGCCCCAUUCACCUUGCUUGGGUCAUAAAGUGCCUGUGUUGCAAGCUAUUUUUAUCCCAUUCAUGUUUAUAGUGAAAGUCCUUAAUUUAAGGUGAUUUUGUAAAUGGAGGGAUGGGAGACACUUGGCCUGGGCAUACAGUGUACAGUGUAUGUGUGCCAGUGAGGGUGUGAAAUGCUACCUAAAUUACUAACCUUAUUAACAGUAAUAACCUCAGCCUUAAUGAUGGUGGACAAAAUAUAUGCUUUGCUAUUUCGUUACAAAAUUUAACACCCUUGGAGAAUAAGCAUGUCUAAAAUUGAAUAAGAUGUUAAGAAUAUAGAGGCCAAAAAACCAUGUGAUGUCCAAUGGUAAAUCCCGAAGGAAACUAAAUAAGUGUCCCUUCCACCAAUAGAGGGACAGGUGCCUUAGAGGUUAUUGCUUUGGAGUUCAGAUCUGAAGUUCAAGGUUCAAGUCAUAGCUGUCUGUAUGACUGAAUUAUUUCCUUAGACAAAAAAAAAACCUGUCUCACCUCACCCAACUGUAUUUAACAAUAAUAUUAUUUUUCCUCGAGCCUGAAAACCAUGAGGCUAAAGGCUGAAUGGGCUAUUGACUCAGAGGCCAAGAGGGCAAGAGGUUGUUCAAAAAUAUCGAGACAAAACAACUUAAGCUGGUAAAACAUGAUUCAGCCACCACUGUUUUGGUUUUCAGAGCUGUCGCUUUUCGCUACUAGUGGGCUAUAACAAUUAUAGCCUGGUAGCAGCUCAACCAAUCAGAAUGCAGCAUUAAUAAUAGACCACUAGUUGGAUUUUACUAAAUAGGGAUACCAGCUACAUUGUGGUGUUUUUAACCUGGAAAUUUCUUGUUGGAGGAUCCCACUGAGUUGGAAUUAAAUAUUUAACACUGAGGACUGGGAUUUAGUGCACCAAACCCUUUCGGCCAACCACUCCAGAACAAUGUUUGAUAUGUGUGAACAACUUGUUCCUGUUCCGGGCUAUGCUGUUUAAAAAAUACCGUAAAAUUCCGAAAAUAAGCCCCUCCAUGUAUCCUCCAAAUAUAAGCCCCCCGGGGGCUUGUACUUGGAAAAUUGCCCCCAAAUACAAAGUAAAACAAAGAAAAAACGGUAAAUUUACUUCCAACUAUAAGGCUAGCCCUAUCGAUUUUGAAACGCAAACUUCCCUCCGUAGAUUAGCCCCUCCGAAUAUAAGCCCCUCCAAAAAUAAGCCCCUCAAAAAGGGCCUUUGAAAAAUAUAAGCCUCGGGGCUUAUUUUCGGAAUUUUAUGGUAAUACUGUACUGGGCAACUUUUUGUGUCAUUAUGAAUUUAGCUUUCCAGUAUAUUGUAAACAUAGCCUAAGAAUUUUUUUUUUUCUAUGUGAAUCAGUUAAAUCUUCUCUAUCAUUUUUUUUAGUGAUUUAUGGGAACAAAAGCCUCUGUUAAUAAAGAGACACCAGACAGAGUUUAAUGAGGGAUGGUUCAGUACUAAAGAGCUGGAUGAUAUUCUAAGACAGGUAACAACAAGACUAAUAAUAAUAACAUACAGUAAUUUUAAAAAAGUGAAAUAUAUGGUCCCAAAGGUGACAUUCUGUAAACUGCUGCUUACAUAGCCCUGGGCUUGUACAUCUUCGCAAGGGUUUUUAAACAGAGGGCUUAUAUCAGAGGGGCUUACAAUGGGAAUAGAAAAGGCAUUUACUUGUUUUUAAGUAACCUGCAUAACAGGUGCUUUAUGGGUCAAGUGACGCGAACAUGGCAUUUCAUGCAAAGGGUGAGAUGAGCGUGAAGCUUCAGAAUGUCAUAAUAAAUCAAAUUCAGGGGGAGCGGGUAUAAUCGGAUGCAGUUUUUCAUUUACAACCAGGUAGAUAGGCUUAUAACUGGGGUAUGCUUAUAUAUAAAGGGGAGUGGGCUUAUAAGUGUUAGUUUGCAGACGAGUAUAACUUUUGAGAGAGUUGGGAUUUUAAGAGCGAUAAUAUGGCACUGGUGUUAAAAAAGAUAAGGCUUUGUUGGAUUAGGUAAUUCAAAGGAGCACAGUACAGCAAAACAACAUAAAAGGCAGCAUAGUUACACUGUGGCCACUAUGUUCUACACGGUAGUAAAAGUUUCAAGUCAUUUCUUGGAAGGGAAUAGUAGAAAAUUAAUAUUGAUACAGACAGUCACAAGUCAAUAACAUUUGUGGGUAGAAGCAUUUAGUGUCUGUCAGUGACAUGUCAUCUAGAACUUCACCCUUUGGUUAUAUUACUAUACGCUGUCCCUGGUAUAAUGGAAAUGGAAGGCGGAAGAACUUUUCUCAUUUCAGCCACAAAACUUUGGAACUUAUUAGCUGCUCAUAUUAGAUUUAGCGCUAGCAUAAGGUUAUGCUGGCUUAAAUGGUUUUCCUGUUUCAUAACUUUUAUUUAUUUAUUUAAUAAUCUUUUUUCUAUAAAUCUUUAUUUAUUUAUGUUUGUUCUAUUUUUUAUCUUAUUUUUUUAAUUUAUUUCCAUUUGAUUUCCUUUAGUAUACAAAACAGUAUUAUAAUUAAAAUUAGAAAAUUAGUUUCUAUUGUAAUUUAGGGUAGAGCCCAAUAAGGUUUGCCAGUAUUCUACUAAACGUUUUACCCUUAUUUAAAUAAAACUAUCAUUAUUAUUAUUAUAAGUGUUAUUAUUAGUAUUAGUAUGAUGUACAAAUUUUGUUUUGGUUCAAUUAUUUUUCCUUGGUUUGAUGUUUAUUUUUGUUUGUUUUUGGCAUGGCAAUAUUUAACAGUGAUCAGUGCCAAGGAAGGAAAGAAGACAGGGAUAUAAAAAAAUAUACAAUAAAUUGAACCACAACAUACACUGUUACUUGCUGACAUUGGCUAUUAAGUGAUGCUAAAAUUUGAAAUUGUCAUGAUUGUGAGACACAGUCUUUACAAAUGCAGUUUUUGUACCUUGCAGUAAAAUUAUGAUGUCAUAUGUGUUUUUUUUGUAAAUAGUAGAAGGUUAGCUAUUUCUGAAACAUUUUGCAGUGCAAUGUUGUCUUUUUUCUAAUGUUUUGUGUUGGUACCUCCUUUAUUUUUCUUUAUUGUUUUAUAGCACAGAGUUCAGUUCUCAGUCAACUUAGAUGUUACUUCCUAUAAAAAUGGAGUCAGAGAGACCCAUAAUCCUAAAGGAAGAGCUCUUGCUCCUGUUGUUUGGGACUUUUAUGAGGUUUGUUAACAUCGAUAGUACUACAAUAAUGUAGCAUAUGUACGCCACUUAUAACUGUCCAUGUAGGAGUGAUCUUACUGAGGUGUCCAUCUUGUAGAGAUGUCUGUUAACAGAGAUUCGAGUGUACAACCUUUCUGUCAUUGACAUCGAAGGAGUUUGAUUUUUCAGAGGAGGGUGGCAAGAAGGGCAGGUGGAUGGGUCUCCUAGUUCAAAAUAUCAAAGUUGAGAGGGUAGUGUUGGGGUGUGGGGUGACUUUUUUCAACAAUCUUUCGACAGGGCAGAUCGGAAACUAACCUUUUUAAAUUAACUAUUGUUUUCAUCAGAUGAAUAUGUCAGAUUUUAGUUUGACUAAAUUUCCUGCUUGGUUUUAGAAUGGCUGUUCUGUAAGACUUCUAAACCCACAAGCAUUUUCUCAUUCAGUUUGGAAGUUGACUUCACUUUUACAAGAAUACUUUGGUUGCUUGGUUGGUGCAAAUGUGUAAGGAUGUCUUUCAACAUGUUACUUUUUUUGUGUGUUGUGUUUAAAUAUAUUAUAAAUUUCAACUCCAAAACUUUUGCCUUUGGAUCAAUGUAUAGUAGCUAGUGUGAAUCAUAAUCUUAAAUUUUAAUUGUGCCUGAAUGAAAUUUAGGCUAAGUUAAACUCAGGACAUGGCUAGCCAGCAGUCUCUCAUCAAAGGUAUAAUUAUGUGGAGGCGUCCUGAUCAUGUCACUGGGGCUCAUGGCUCUUUUUACAGCCAUUCUCUUGAGGUUAGGCCAUUACAUUUGCACGUAGUUGCUCGUGAUUUCCAAGUGUUUUUACUGUUCCCUACCCUUCCCUCCCUAUGAAGGUAAGUAUGUCAGGUUGCACUGGUUAGCAGUGUGAUGGUGCCUGGAUCAUAAUGGUUGCCACUCCCAGGGCUGUAAAGGUUACACAUUUCACUUGGCUGCAGUUUGGGGCUCCACCAACCUCACAGGCACUUCUCCCCAUACUUAUCUCUGUUGAUCAAUUUUUUAAAGUUCAAAUGAUCUAUUAUUUCUCUCUCCAGUUACCUAACUCCACCAGGUUCUCAAGGUUUUGCACCACAUUAUGAUGACAUUGAAGCUUUUGUCGUACAGCUGGAGGGCAGAAAACACUGGAGGCUCUAUAACCCCAGGUUAUAAUAAUUUUAAAACAAAAUAAUUAUUAUUUGAUGAGGCUGAGUCUGCAAAAUACUUCAGAUCAUGUGAAAGUUGAAUCCAAUAAUAAAUUAUUGUUGCAUUAUUUAUGCAUAAUUCUUACUUUAAACAUGCUUACUAAAGGUAUGAUUGAUGUUAAGUUUCCAUUUUCAUUGUCUGUUCCUCAGGAUAUAACAGGAUGCAUGUUUACUCUGGCAGAUAUUAUUUAACAGUUAUCAUCUUUUGAGUUGUAUUUUUGCUGUUUUGGUAUGGUUUUUUUGGCUAUUUUUAUUUUCUUCUACACAAAGCAUGUGGGAUUUUUUCACCAUUUUCUACCAAGACAACAGAGCUAAUACCACCUCGUACUUAUCAGGGUUUCUCUGUUGCCACCCCUUUUUUGGCGAUGGUCUGUACUAGUGAUACCUUUGUAAUAAAUGUUAUGAACCGAGUCCAAUUUAGAAGGAUUUGUAUGGAGUCAUUGGAGCAUAACUGAGCGAAUGUCUCAGAGACAAUUUGUUCAGAAUGCUAGUUAGGCCUUUUGGAUGUUGUUCUUUCAUAAUAUCCCAGCAAAUCCCAUAAUUUCACAAAUUCAAUUUUUUAUGAUGUCACACUCAAGGUUUGUUUUUGUUGUUAUUCAGAAACGAUACAGAAGCCUUACCUAGAUAUUCCAGUGGUAGGUAGUUUGAUAUUGUGUUUGAAAUAUGAUAUCAUUAUUUUAUGAAUUUAAAGUUUUAUUGAUAACUGAAAUUUCCUGAGGUACUGGUUUAUAGAAGAGCUCCACACGUGCUCCCCAUAGCUAAGACAAUUUGUUUAUCUGUCCAUCCGGGAAAUUCUCUUGGUAGUAAUGUGGCCAUACAUCUGUCUGUCUGUCCACAUCAAAGGUCACACAAUGUGAUGAAAUGGCACACUAUCAAUCUGGCUGGUAUGGGAUGCAACCUGAUACUGCACAUACAUGUUAUGGUCAAUUGACAACUGUCAAAACAGGGUAUCCGCUGAACAGUAUCACAUGACCAUAUUGCCGGCUCAGUGUUGACCCAUCGUAGUUAAGUAUUUCUUUGGAGUUUUCCGUUGACAAGUUACUACUUUUUAACUGAUCGCAGGCUCAAGUCCAAUUUUUUUCAACAGAAAAGUUAGAAUUAAGUUAAAAUACAUGCUUUUUGUUUGAAAUAGAUUAUGAAUUUUUUAACAGGAGCGUCGCUUUUAGCCUCACCUAAGUCUUUACAUUUAAUAGUAGACGUCAGUCACUGUCAACAACAACAGUCCUAUUCAGGACUACAUUCACCCAGACGAUCAAACUCAACCUACUUUUGAAAUGACUCCUGGGUUCAAACCUUUCACAGUCUUUAUAUUUAAUUUAUUAACUUGUUCAUUUUGUCAGGUAAUUUCAGCCAGGAGGAAAUUGGAGAACCCAUUCUUGAUACAGAGUUGGCUGCUGGAGAUGUCUUGUAUUUUCCAAGAGGAACAAUUCAUCAGGUUGGUUUUGUUAUCUUCUGCUGAGGCUUUUAGGGGGCUACUUGGUAAACCAAAGAGCAAGGUUUAUUGAAAGAAUAAUACUGUAAUGUUCAAAGAGGGUAGAUCUUGAGCUGUCAAGAAAUACAUUUCGAAGAAACAUGUAGCUUUUACUGUGUCUUUAUCGUUAGAUAGAAUUUAAGUAGUUGUGACACGAAAUUUAACAACGCUCAGACGCUAGGAACUGCCACUAAAUCGAAUGAAACUUAAAAAUAACCGCUCAAAACAUCAAAAGAAGGUAUAAAUAACUGUGGCAGCAAAUACAAAAGAAGGCACGGAUUUCAUUAUUAUCAAAUACUUUUUCAAAAAAAAUCCGAAGCUACUUACAUUUUUGGGCUCAACUCAGUUCACAUUCCUGAGAAACCUUGAGGACCACAGAUGCGUCACUCGCCUGUUAUUUUUUUUCUUCAAGCAGUAUUGUUUUUGGCGAUCUGUCUGUUUCAUUCCUUCUGUUUUAUUUUCUUUAUUUAGGCUGACACUCCAAGUGAUACCCAUUCCCUGCACAUCACUCUGUCAACUUAUCAAAAAAACGCUUGGGUUGAUUUCAUGGAAAAGGUCUGUACUUUAAUCAGUAAACGCUUUCACUCCCAAUGAGUAGUCAAAGUCAAAAUGUCCUAACUUACAUUUUGUUAAACGCUGAAAUACAAAUGGUACCAUGUGAAAAUUCUACUGAAGAGGUCUCAUAUUAGAGAGCUUUAUAUAAGACGAGGACCUACGACGAGAACGAGAUUUUCUCAACACUAAGUAGUGUGCGCGCUUGAACCAAAGUCACGUUGGCGAGAACAUGUGGUAGCCGUCGUCAUUCUACUACGAGUUUUAGCGAGAAUAUCGUAGUGGCGAAAACAAGCUACCAAAUGUUAGGAAUCUCAUCAUUUAGCGAUCGGGAGAGGGCUUAACCUCCUUCAACGGAAAUAUAAGCGUACAAACAUUUGUGGUGCUUUCCGUGGUGUCUCUGAUUUUCGUUCUCGUCCUCGAAUCUGAAGCUCUCUAUUAAUCGUCACACGACAGGAUUUUGUCCUCAGACUCAAAAGUUAAAACCACCCUACUAGCCGAGAGGGACUUCUUCAUUCACUAUGGGAUUGAAAGGUUAAAGGUUUUCUAAAAAUCCGUUUUGUAACUGAAUUAUUGUAAAGCGCGUCGCAUUAAAAGUCAGAAUUGCUCAGUAGGCCUUGAGCUAAGAGUAAUACUCGCCAAAUAAAAGUGCGUUCGACCUCUGCGUCAGCAGCUGUAGACUUGGCACAGGUCGACCUCACGAGUUUCUGCCAUAUUAAAUCGGACGAAGAUCGAUUGAAAGUCUACAGCAGCUGCUUUUACAAAAAAUUAUGCUUUUGCCGUUAGUAUAUAUAUGGUAAAGAACCUCGAUGUAAUGAAACCUCGUUAUAGCAAAGACAUUUUGCCAGUCCCUUGUCCUUCGUUAUAUCAAGGUUCCUCUGUAUUUUGUCUCGUUUUCAUUCACAGUUCUUUCACGUAUCAACUGCUUCUAGUGCAUCGAGUAACACUUUAUAUAUUUCUCAAGAGUUUCCACUGUAUUACUAUUAGUUGGGUAAAGAAUGUCGUUCGUUAUACCAAGGACGUCGUUAUAUAGAGGUGCGUUAUAUGUAGGUUCUUCUGUAUGACGUUAGUGGUCUGCAAAGGUUUGCCGCAUUAAGAGGCCCUGCGCCUAAGAAACGACCGAUGAUUUCCGGCUAAAAAACAAAAUCGGCCGAUUUUUAUCUCCCAAGUAGAGGUUACCGAAUACUAUUCAAAAAUGAAUUUCUUUUGUUUCAGUUUCGCUUUAAACCAAAAAUAUUGAGCCGCAAACUUUUUCCGUCUGAUAGCAGCAAAAUCAGGCCUAAAAUAAGCCCUCGCAAAAGACGGUUCAGAAAUCCCUAUCGCAACGCAAAAUAACGAGAAAGCCACACAGUGAUGAAGAAAAAGGCCUUUUAAUGCAAUAUCAUUCGAUAAACAUCGAAAAACUGCCGAAGGGAAUGAAAAAUAAAUUUUCAAAUAUUGCAUAUUAAAUUAGAUGGAGCGUUGGAGCUGAUUUUAAAAUAAUAAUUUCUCAAAAGUCCAACGCUGCUGAAAGCAAUCACAGUGAUGAAUCAGACAUUGGAGGGAUAUAGAUCACGUUUACGGAAAAACAUUUUUCGGCCAAAGUAUACUGACGUUGUAAAAACCGUUCAAAGUUACCGUAUUUACCGUUAAGUUGCCACUUCGGCGAAACACUUCUCUGUUGCCAAUAUGGCCAAGGAUAGCGUGGUAAACGCCACUUUAAGCCUUGCUAAGCGCUCAAAACCAUCCUAAAUAGAAGUAGAUAGAAUUAAAAGAGAAAGGAAAAUGAAAGAUUCGCAGAAAAAGAGAAUAACUCGAAGUUACCAUCUGCUAGGGAGAGUUGAAUCUUGGAAAUGUUGUCGCGUGACAGCGUUCAUUUGUCCGAACUGCAGCAGGAUCCAAACAAAUACGUGAAUAUAAGUUUAAAAAAACAAUCUUUCUAUCACCAGAAAUCGUGAAGUGAAACAGUUUUAUGUUAUUCCUAUUAAUGAUGAUGAAUUCAGCCUCAGCUAGUCUCCAAGUACUUUGAAUGUUGGCUGCUUGUGGCUGCUUGUAUUUCGUUACAUACAUUCCAACGGACGUUACGGGUCAGCGCGUGUAGGGGUCAGCGGACCGGAGGAAAUGUGACGAAGUUGGAGAGCAACGCCGUGCUAGAGGGGACAUUGGUAGGUACCCAAUACCGCAAUACCGUAAGAAAAAUUGGCAUAUACCGAAAUACUGUGUCAAAAAUCGACGAAAUACCGAUACCGCAUUUAUUUUCGGUCAUGCUUACUUAAAGUUGUAUCCAUCUCGCGUGUUUGUUUAUUCCAAGCAUUUAUGCACCAGCAAUCAACCUCAGCCAUUGCGAGGAAACGUGAGACGACCUCGAGUUGAUCGGUAAAACGAUCGAAAAAGAUUCCCUAUCAAUUUCAUCAUAGAUUAUCUGUCAGAAAUUGUGUGCUGGUAAUCAUUUACAUUAAUCUAAAGUCUUAAAAAUACUGACGUGCAUUAAACUAGCCUGCACAGCAGGCGCUUGGAAGUAGUGGGCGCGCGAGAGAACGGGCGCGCGCGCGCGAGGGAGACAAGCUACGCAGGCUACCGCAAUACCGUGAAGGAUCUUCUUUUACCGAAUACCGUUAACCAAAAGGAUGAAAUACCGCAUACCGCAGUGCUAAAUGAUACCGCAAUACUCCACUUCAAAAUGCAAAUUACCGAAAUACCGCUUGAAUAAAAGCUCAAUACCGUAAGCCCCCAUUUCCCCCUCCAUGCUGUUGAAGAGAUGAUAGAAAAUUUGGGCUUAAAACAUCCAAUUAUAUUUGAUGUUUACAAUCUUUGUCAAUAUUAUCACAGCAACAAACUUUCAUCUUUCAAUGUUGGUGUUGAAGGACAUGUGAGGGUAUUUCGAAACAAAUCUACAGAUCUAAAAAGAGACCUUUUAGCCAAGGUUUCAGUAUAAAGGAAUGUGACUGAGUGCAGCAAAAAAUAAUUUCAUACAGUAACUUUCCAGCGCAAGAGUUUGAGUGCAUGGUAUGCUGUCCAAUGUUAUGUGACAAGUUGUGCGUAGUGCAUUGGUUAUUAUCUAAAUAUCAUAAAUAUUUUUGUGGAAACAAAUUAUGAAGCAUAUUAUAAAAUGAAGUUGCAAAAUGAGUGAGGCACUUUCAUCGAUUUAAAAGUCCUACCGGUCUCCUAGCUUUUUUUAUGAUGUCCUCCCCAAUAUUUGGGUGACUCUAUUCGGCGGAAUGGCGGGAUACAUGGAUUCAGUUGUAAAAUAUGCAACAAACGUAAUACUCUAAAACACGGAAUUUACAGAACAUUCUGUAUUUGAUUUGAACUGGACUGACGAAAAAGCAGAGGCAAAGAAUACUCUGUUGUUUUGAAAUAUUAAAAAUUCAAUUUUCGUACUGCCGUAAGCCACACUAUAGACCUUACGACGGUUUUGAAAGCCAUCUUGACGGGUAAUUUUCAUAAAACGGCUGUUGACAGGAUUGUACUAACAAUUAAUGGGGGCCGCACCUGUGCCUAAAUUUGUCCGUUCGCUUGCUUUAGAUUUUCCAGACAUUUGUCCGCAAUUUUUCCUGGGAAAUUUUAUUCGGCAGAAGGAAAAAAAUUACACUCAACACUGUAUAUUUUCAGGUGGUUGCUUACCCGUCAAUACGGCCUCCAAAACCGUGAUUCGAUUUAGCGCCCUCCUUCCAAUGUGUUUCGUUAAUAAGCGCCCCCAUUCUAAUAUUAUGGAAGAGUACGGGUGCGUAUCAAUCGAGGUUCAUCUCCAUUUAAUAGCUCACACACGAACGGUAUUUCCACAUUAUAAAAACAGUGGUCUUAUAUCCAUGUGAGUGCAUAAAUUCUUCAAAGGAAUGAUCUCUUCUUCAAAUUUUGUGGAGAUUGCUCGGCUGGUCGUUCUGGCGAGGAAGGAUCCAGGGACAACAAGUCCGUUUUCCAGUGUCCUUGAUCCAUUACCUUAAUCGACUUGCACUUUGUUCUCACUGCGAGCUUUUUUAAGAAAGGUGAAGAUAAGGAAGAAAAGUCCCGUCGACAAAGUGCCCAACAAGUUUCAAGGUAAGUCCCUCACGUUAACUGCGCAUUCAUCGUCAGUAUUUGUUACUGCUACAGUUUCAAAUAUUGUUCGUUUUUAAUUAAAUAUCAAAGUUCUUUUUUAACAUUUGGCUGUUUCUCAAAAAAGAAAUAAGCGCCCUGUCCCGAAUAAGCGUCCUCCCGGCUAGAGGCACCAAAAGUAAAUAAGGGCCUAGGCGCUAAAUCGAAUCAUUACGGUAAGUCAAUUCUUUUACUUGUCACACGCUUAAAACAUGGUUCGAGUUAAUGAGGGUAAAAUUAUAUAGAAAUGAUCUGAAGAGAAACAAAAAUUAGUAUUACUUCGAGUUAGCACGAGGCUCGAGUCAGUAGCGAGGGUUCGAGUUAUUGGAGUCGACUGUACACAUGUUUACCUUUUUUAAACGAAAAUUUUCUCUUAUUCUGCGCUUUAGAGUACUCCGUAUAUUCCGUAUUUUAGAAUAUUCCGUGUAUUCCAUCAUUCCGUUCCGUCAUUCCGUCAGUCCGUCAUUCCACCGAAUAGCGUCACCCCAUAUAUUUUAAUGUCCAAGAAAAUACUAAACGCGAGGCUAAUCAUUGGGCCAAGAAUUGAAUCUGUUAGCUACAUUUUAUAGCGCCAGAUAAUAGUCCUUUGAGAAAAAAAAAUGAUAAAAAAAAAACGUAAUUCUUGGGCGUAAUGAACUCAGUUUUCGGAACCAAGAUGUUCCUCGUUCUCGGGAGCAACAGUACUCCAAUAUCUCUCUCUUUUUUUUACUUGAAGGAAGACAUUGGACAUUGACAUGAAUGAUUCUCGCCCGAAAAAAAAAUGUGGGGUCAGAUUUCUUUCAAUAGACCGCUGGCCAGAAGCGUCGACUCGUGACCCCACAACGAUCAGAUCACGCUGAGGCCAAAACGGUGCAACGGUUCGGGAAUUUUUUUUUUAAGUCACCUGGCAUCGCUUGUGAAAAAAUAACAUUACAUUGUUUCACUAAGUGCUUUCUGGCCGCGAAGAAGUUGUGCAUUCGUUUAGAUUCCGCCGCAGUUUAGACAAAUGACGUCAUUGGCCGCUGUCACGCGACGACAUUUUCCAGAUUCAAGUUUCUUCAGCAGAUGGUAAUUUCGAGUUGUUUUCUUUUUCUGCUUAUUUUUCAUCUUCCUUUCUCUUUUAAUUCUACGUCCUUCUACUUAGGAUGGUCUCUGAGCACCUAGCAAGGAUUAAAGUGGCGUUUACCACGCUAUCCACGGCCGUAUUGGCAACAGAGAAGUGUUUCGCCGAAGUAGCAAGAUAACGGUAAAUACUGCAACUUUGAACGCUUUGUACAACGCCAAUAUACUUUGGCCGAAAAAUGUUUUUCCAGAAUCGUAAUCUAUAUCCCUCCCAUGUCUGAUUCAUCACUGUGAUUGCUUUCAACAGCGUUGGACUUUUGAGAAAUAAUUAUUUUAAAAUCAGCUCCAACGCUCCAUCUAAUUUAAUAUGCAAUAUUUGCAAAUUUAUUUUUUGUUCCCUUCGGCAGUUUUUCGAUGUUUAUCGAAUGAUAUUGCAUUAAAAGGCCUUUUUCUUCAUCACUGUGUGGUUUUCUCGUUAUUUUGCGUUGCGAUAGGGAUUUCUGAACCGUUUUUUGCGAGGGCUUAUUUUAGGCCUGAUUGUGCUGCUAUCAGACGGAAAAAGUUUGCGGCUCGAUAUUUUUGGUUGAAAGCGAAACUGAAACAAAAGAAAUUCAUUUUUGAAUAGUAUUCGGUAACCUCUACUUGGGAGAUAAAAAUCGGCCGAUUUUAUUUUUUAGCCGGAAAUCAUCGGUCGUUUCUUAGGCGCAGGGCCUCUUAAAUGCUAGUGUGAAAACUAUGACCCAGCCGCUGCGAAAAAAAAAAACAAGCCAGUGUGGCCAAACGGUUGUCCGUCAAGUGAAAUCUCGAUUUUUCUUACUGUGACUUCUACUGAGUCGAACGCAACUACUUUUUAGAAUGUUUAAAGAGUAAUAAGUUAUUUUUUGUUUUUAGUUAAUUCCAGGAGCACUGCAAACUGCGUUCGAGGAGGAUCUUGAGUUCCGUCAGGGUUUGCCACUGAAUUAUCUCGACUACAUGGGUGUGGCAAAUUCAGAGUUGGUAAGCUUCAGUGGGGUACUGCCGUGUACGGGCUAUAUGGGUAUUUGCUGCUGUGAAGGGUAUGGUUUUCAGGCAGUUUAGUCUGGGAUAGGGAAUACAAAUAAGGAACGUUUUGGUUUAGAAUAGGGUUCACUUUCCAGGAAAGUGGUCAAUGGGUUGAAAAUUUUAGUCUAGAUUAGGGAUACCCUGAAUUAAAACUCAAAAAUUUUGAAUCGGCAAUUUAAAUUUACCUGCAACUCAAUUUAACAGCACAGAAAGCAUCAACCUCCGUAGUUUCUGGAAAACAGCGACUCUAGAAUAGGGAGAGAGUUUGGGAGUUAAGUCCAAGCGGAUAGGGUAGCAAAUUUCAGCUGAAAUAGCUCUGGCAUAUACAUGUAUAGGCUAAGGGUUCCGGGAUCCCGGCGGCACAUCCCCACUCAAAUAUUUCUGAUGCACCCCCGCCCCUGGAGGUUAGCUUCCCUUUAAAUUUAUUGAUAAUCAAGAUGUACUUUAUGCUAAAACUUACGGCUUUGGAGUGCGGAAGGCUUAGUACAAACAAAAUUUAGUUUCCUGUGGUGCGGAUUGUACUUUCUGCGAUAUUAGAGAGCUUAAGCAACCAUUAUGGCGACAGUAACGAGAGCGGCAAAAAGCAAUAAUAUUAGUAAAACAACAACUCUGCACGUGCAUCAAGUUUUUUGUACAUUUCUUUUCCGUCGUUGCACCAAUGCAAUGAGGGUGACUUCCAUUACACCAUUUCCGAGUUUCGAAAUCUCUCACUUUCAAAACAAGGCUUGGUGCAAAAUCUUUUCUUAUCAAUAGCUUCGCACUUAGACUCGCUUUGCAACAGAGGCUUGGGGCAGGUUUUGAUGUUGUGGUUUCUUACCGACUAAGUAGGUUUUCCUUUGCGUUUUUACAUUGUUAGCAUCGCAUAUGACUAUUAUUUCUUAGAAAUUAUUCAUCUUGUCAUUGUUUUAGAACAACAAAGAAAGAACAGACUUCCUCAGGAAGGUCGAGAAACUGAUGAUGAAAUUAGCGUCGCAUGCUCCAGUGGAUGCUGCUGCUGACCAGGUAUACUGCGUGACUUUUGUCUUUACCUUCGACCAAUCCAUGAAGACAGGUAAAGCACAAACUUUAAGACAGUCUUUUCGGCUAACUGCGUAAAAGAGAAAACUACUUGAUAAAUUAUUAACUGCUACUUAGAUGUAUCUAUUUCAAGGAAAAAUAGUCAAAGUGCUUCCUUCAACUUUUUGGCUGAAAAUAAACGAUAGUUUUUGUUGUUCUUCCCUUCUGCAUAGAUGGCUGUUGGCGUCCUUCGUGAUUGCUUACCCCCAGUUUUGACAGCAGGUAAAACAAGAAACCGUGGUAUGACUGUUGACUUCAUUUAAGAAGUAUUUUCCCGCUCAGAUUCCAAUUGUUCUGUUUCGUCGCCCUGGGAGUUUAAACAACGAAGACGACGAAGGUGGCAAAAAAGUGAAUUCAGGCGUUUUCAAAAUUCUUCGCUCUUAUUCCACAUUGUUCAAUUUGUCAAAUUUUGAUGAAUCUUUCUGGAGUUGAAUUCUAAAGGACUGUGUCUAGGUUUAGGUCUUGUGUUUACGUUCUCUACAAAAAGUGAAGUUAAGCAGUUCCACGUCGUGGUCGUGCAGUGACGGUGAAGAAGUGUAAGAAAAAGUAUGAUUCACGUGCACAGUUGUUGUUUUGCUGAUCGAAACCUAUUGCUUUUUUGCCGUUCUUGUUGCGGUCGUCGUCGUUCAGUGCUUAAGUUCCAUAUUUGGGACUUAGGACCUGUUUACAUGGAGGUAGGGAGCCCCAGGCGGGUGAAGUAACCGCUUAGCUGAGGUAACCCGCCUGUCCAUAUAAUCUUUCAUUUCAAUUUGAUCACGUUUAUAGGUGGGGUGACCGUAUGAGAGAUUAUAUGGACAGGCGGGUUACCUCUCCCACCUGGGGUUCCCCAGCUCCACGUAAACAGGCCCUUAAAGAUCCGACGACGCAACGACAACGAGAACGUCAAAAAACAAUUGGGACUGGGCAGGGAUGGCACCUUGUAUGGGACCUAUGAGUCCCGUUCGUGCACAUUCCCUCUGGGCAGGACUGUGUCCAGAAAAGCUGGUAAAUAAAACAACAACUUUGUACGUUCAUUACCCCCUGUUGCCUGUUUUUGCACGACUACGACGUGAAGUUGCCUACUUUUAUGUACUAAGGAGGACGUAAACAAGUGACGACGAAAUUUUAUUUGUUUGUCUGAAAUUGGAUAUGGUUCCUAGAAAUUCAAUUUCAGAGGGGCUCGCCUACAUGUGACAAAGUAAUUGGGUAGCAAUAAUCGCAAUGAAAACUGAAACAAGGCAAAUUCACUUUUGUUCUGUUACCAAUUAAUCAUAACUUUAACAAAAUUUGUAACAUAAUAGGCUAUUUUUUAAAUCAAAACACAAGAAAUUCGAAAUUUUGUUUUGCUAGCAGUGAAAAAAAAAAAGCCCUUUAAGCGCGCGCGUGAUGGCGCGUACUGUCCAAUUACUUAGGCAUGACGCGUACUGUCCUAUUAAACUGUCCAAUUAAGGCUGAAAUCAGGGCAGUUGAUAGCCAAUCAGAUUUGACAAUUUUGUUAUAGUUAUGAUUAAUAUCGUUAUCUUUUCGAAUCGAUUUUUGUUGAGGCUCUCUUUUCCAACUGCUUAAGGAUCCAAUUGUUCAGGGUAUUUUCUCAGAAAACUAUAAUCCUUGCCAAAAACCCUUGGAACACCCAUACAUUUCCGUUUCCCUCUACAAUGCUCAAAUGUGAUUGCAAAGUUAGCGAUAUUUUUCAAAGUGUUUCAAGGUUUCUGUCUGAGAUUGUAACUUUUUGUUUAUGCUGUUGGCUUGUUCUUAGGAGAAACAAGCAAAAGCAUUUUUGGAGGCGAAUCUUCAUGGAACGACGGCAAGAUUUCCGACAAAGUUGCAAUUGACGAAGAGACCGAAGUUAGGAUCAUACGAAAAGGGGUUGCAAGGUACUAACGUUUAAGUAGAUUUCUGUACGCUUAGAAAGCUGACGUCAAAUCUAACUGUACAUCAACUCAAUGUCGUAUAUAGCGUUCUCACUCUCGUGGCCAGUAUCUAUGCAAAUUUAUUGGAAAAAAAAAACCGUUUGCGCGAAAACAGUUCGACUCACACAGGAUUGGUUUUGAACACCAACAUGGCCGCCGUUUCAUUGUUUGGAAACACCAAUAUGGCCGCCAUGACCCCAUGUGAAAACGCUCCAUAGCGCUGUUUUCACUUGCGGAAAAACCCACCCGAAGAUGCUCGAAUGUUGUCCUUCAUCUUUUUGGGGGUAUGCGGUUUUGUUUUCGCAGCGAAUAGGAACUCUAUAUGUUGGGCCAACAUAACUGGACAGUUCCCAUUAUGAUCUCUUGGUUGUGCCUAGAACAAACGAAAAUAAAAGUAGAACUUAAGAUAGAUUUGAUUGGUACCAUGUAUAUACACAAGAUUAAUUUUGUAACAGAAUCUCAUAAGUAAGUGAAAACUCACAUCUUGAUUGGAGGCAAAUGUAUACUUUCAAUAGCGUGCAUGGAAUCGUGGGACUUUUUUAUUCAUUUGGAAUUGAAACGAUAAAUACGUUCGUAAAUUCCCGCAGUUCCCUCAAAAACCAUACCCGAUUCCAGACCAAAAUGAGCAAAGUCUAUGCUUGUUUUCAGACCAAGACAGCGCAAAACCCCUACCCUUUGGGGCAGCACAUAUCUAUAUGGCUUAUAUAAGGGAGAACCCCUCCGGGAUUUUUGUGUUCCAUUUAACGUGGGAUUCCGUAGGAAAUGAAUUUUGUCAGAGAAUCAGUAAGAUCGUCACGUGUCUCUCUAAUAUGGCAAAUAAAAUAAAAGUACAAACUUCGAUAUCAGUAUAGAUGUAAAGCCAUAAUGAACACAUGGAUGUCUAACCUUUUGCUGGCAUUGGAAAAAAGGCCAGUAUCAAUUUGAUAAUUGUUCUUACGAUAUAACUGAGUCUAUUUCCGUUGCUGUCUUUUCAGGCUGGUUGUUGAAGGCGAAGGCGUAAACGUUUAUCAUACAUUGGGAAAUUCUCGAGUGUAUCACGAGUGUGAGCUGGACAGUUUAGAGCUUGGCUUGGAGGUAGAGUAGGAACCUUUUCCUGAUGAUCAGGUUUUCCUUUAUAAACUCCAAAAAAUGGCCUCAUCUUCCUAAGAUACACCACUUGCAUAUCUCCCAUAAUGCACCUUAUUUGCCCCCCCAAAUUUUGCAUAACCUUUGUUUUUCAUUUAUCCUGGGUAUUACAACCGUCCCUAGAGAAAUUGAAAACAACGCUAAUGCAAAAUUUUGGGGGGCAAAUAAGGUGCAUUAUGGGAGAUGUGCAAGUGGCGUAUACCUCUUUUUGGAAAAACCAGAAUUUAAUCAAACAUUUAGGUUAUGUCCAAGAGUCCCUUAUACUCUGUAAAUGCAUACAGCAGAUACAGACUUACCCAUUUUCAAACAUUUGCCACUAGAAACCAGGAGAAAACUGGGCCUAGGUGUUGAUAAAUUGUGCUCGAAAAAGUAGCACAGUAUGCUACUAGCAGUGCUCGCAUAUGUCUAAAAUUAUCCCAGUGAUUAUGCUAGUUUUUUGUAAAUUAUGCUCAUUUUAGACAGAAGUGCAGAACUUGUGGUUCCACUUUUCUCUUUAAAUUUGAAAACAAACACAUUUACCCUAUGUACGUCUAGAAACUUUCACAGUGGGGUUCAUUGUCUAACAACUAUAAAAACUCAAACAACUAACAACUUGCACGCAGACGCCAUUUUUGGAACCAGGCUAAUUAUGCGCAUGCGUUGAGUCCUGUGAAAAGAAUCCUGGGUCAUUUUCUGUGUGAAAAUAACCAGACAAAAAAUUGAUUUCUUACUUAAAUUUGCCUGUGACACUGAUCUCAGGCCAAUAACAUUGGUUGCAUGGUCAAUAAAUUCGAAUAUUUUAUGCUGCAAAACUAGCCAAAAGUGCAAAUUAUGCGAGCAGUGCUUUUUUCGAAAAAUAGAUGAAAAUUAUGCUUGUAAUGACGAAUUAUCCCCCAAAUUAUGCUAGCACAAUCCAUCAAAUCCUGAAUGAGCCACGUUAACUUUCGCAAAGACUUCUGGGACUGUUACUAGAGACAGGGAAAAAUAUUGGCCAAUAGCUGACCGGCGCGUUACUUUCAGUAAGGAUCCCAAAAACAAUUGCGGGAUACAUUUUGGCUCCAGUUACCUUCUCGUUUCGAAAGUAGCAAAUUGUGAUGCACGUGUCAUGCACAUGUAGAGUUGCUGCUUUGUUGUUGUUGUUUUCCCCCCUUAUCAUUGCAUUCGCUUUCAGUCGUUGCGUCAGGUCUGUAUUCGCCGUUUUCAGGGAUUUUCUCAGUGAAUCCAGCAAACUUUUUCAUUUUUUUCCUGUGUUCCUAGGCUGGUCCAGUAAUAGAGGUGAUAUUAAGUCGUUACCCGGAAUAUAUCAAAGUGAAAGAUUUGCCUCAUGAUGAUAAGGACUUCAAAGUAAGCUUUAAAUACCAGUCUCUAGUUUUGUAUUUGUGCUUGCAUGCGCUAAUUAACGUGACCAACAUACACUUGAACACUCUAUCAAGCGGCCACCCUCUAUUAAGUGGUCAGCAAUCAAAGCCCCCGAAAAAACUGUAGAAAAGAAUGCGAAAUUAAACCUCUAUUAAGUGGCGACCUUUUGGUAAGUGGUCAGCAAUCAAAGCCCCCGAAAAAACUGUAGAAAAGAAUGCGAAAUUAAACCUCUAUUAAGAGGCGACCUUUUGGUAAGUGGUCAGCAAUCAAAGCCCCCGAAAUAACUGUAGAAAAGAAUGCGAAAUUAAACCUCUAUUAAGUGGCGACCUUUUGGCCGUCCCUACGAGAGUUCUCCCAUUGUUGUUACCUCUAUUAAGCGGCCAUGAGGCGCUUGAUACACUUAGUUUGGCUUCGUUUUAAGAAAAUGAUAAAGGAAAAUACAGUAUGAGACACAAGGUGGCGACCAAUUGUGGACCAGUAAAUAUGCUUACCCCGCCCCGUUGCACGUUUGUUUCAAAAUAAAGUGAUGUUUGUGCUAAAGAUUCUGCCAAUUUAGGACGAUUUUCUAUUUAGCGGCCAACUUCCAUUCAGCGGCUACUUGCCGGUAUCCCUAGGGUAGCCGCUUAACCCUUUAAGCGCUAAGAGUGAUCAGCAUCAAAUUUCUCCUUGUAAUUUCAAUGCCUUGUAAAACAGAGUGGUUAUGAGAAUUACGGACAUGAUCACACAAGAUGAAUUUGCUUGAUAUUUUAUUAACUUCUCCUCACUACUUCUGUAGGAAAUGAGCAGGGACAACAAUCAAAAAUAUUUUGAUCUUAGGGUUUAAAGGGUUAACGGAGGUUCAACUUUAUUGCUGUAACGCUCAAUGAUUUUUGAUCAUUUCUUUUUUCCACAAAUUGCGAAAGUAAUGGCUUAACCUGUUAGAUGGAGCCUUAUUUUUUAGCCAUAAGUAGAGUUAGCUCUCUGCAAUCAGAUACAUAAUUCUGUAAAAAGAACUCUUGAUCUUCCUUAAACCGACACAAGAGUUGGUCCCUACCGCUUUUAUUACUAAAUCAUAUUGUAAUCAGCCUGUCACGAUUUAACUUCACAAAAGGUUUUAAAAACUUCUAUCGAGCUGGUUUGGAGCUAACUCAAAUUUUGCGGAAAAUUUUAAGUGCCUCAACACCCUCUUAAAAGAAAAUUCUAGUAAAAAUUUGAUAGUUGAUGUGCAUUUUUUUCUCCGGUUUCUCUUUCAGAUCGACUUGGUGACGUUGCUUUACGAAAAAGGAAUCCUUCUCAGAAAAUGAACCAGACACAAAUUGCAUCGUUCCUUACAAGCUGUAUAAACUCGUUGACCUUUUUGCCGCUCUAGACACUCAAUGUGAUAGUAAAGGGAGCCUUUUUCGAAUACACAAGAUGAAGAAGACACUUUCCUUUGUUAAAGCAUGGUGCUUUUUAACUUGUACAACUACGCUACUUUGCGUUUUGUUAUCUGUGUUUAUGAUUAUGGCUUAUUAGCGUUGACCGUGCUCUACAAGAAACCUUUUGGCAAAUAACAAAGGGAAAUAAAUGCAAAGUUCAUCGCAGUGAAAAACGCAGCUUAUGC
This is a messenger RNA of Porites lobata, 20396 nucleotides long. NCBI's taxonomy places the organism in Eukaryota, Metazoa, Cnidaria, Anthozoa, Scleractinia, Poritidae. The record is from the annotation of a GenBank genome assembly.